Desarmillaria tabescens is the source of this 1606-nucleotide messenger RNA. RefSeq lists its product as uncharacterized. Lineage: Eukaryota; Fungi; Basidiomycota; Agaricomycetes; Agaricales; Physalacriaceae. The record is from RefSeq and is a predicted model, not a curated record. The transcript has 10 exons. The coding region runs from base 293 to 1372 and encodes 359 amino acids.
CGAUUCCGCAUUCCGGGGGACUUUUUCGAGCAAACAAAAUUAGCAGACACUGAAACAUCAGGAAGAUUUCUGACUCCUCGCGACGGGGGCAUCUAGGGAAUAAGAAGCUGCUUUCGAUGCCUCGUUUGGAUAACUAGAGGUCGGGUGGGAUAAUUGUAUAGAGUGAUAUCGUCAAGUUCAAGUUUCUUCUUCCCACAGGCUAUUCUGGGGGCAGUUUCAAUAUGAACUUGACAAUGCACUGACUACUGAUGAACAUGUCGGAACUGUCAUUCAGGUCAGUUGCUGUGGUGUAAUGCCGAUCGGCCUUGGGUAUCUGUGCGCCUUCUUUCAAGUCUCGCACGAUGAUUGUCAGAGAUAUAUGUAUGGCAGGUUAUUUCCCUUCAAGACCCGUAAAACGACCUCAGAUACAAUGCUGCCCGUACCCGUAGGUUAUCCCAUAGAAAGGCUGUCUGGACCUUUGCUCAUUGCUUCUCUCUUGCAUUGGGGACUCUUCGGGACUCUUUCCGUUCAGCUCUAUUUGUACUAUCUAGCCUUUCCGAAUGACAGGCGAUUCACAAAAUGCCUCGUCUAUGGCAUCUACAGUAUCGAAUUCGUUCAGAUGGUUCUCGUCACCCACGACGCCUUUGCAAUAUUCGGUUACGGUUUUGGGGAUAUCGAAGCCAUCAUUGAAAUCCAUUUCGAUUGGCUCACUGGUCCCAUCAUAAGCGCUGUUGCGGCUUGCAUCGGACAGGUUUUCUAUGCAUACCGAAUCUUCAUAUUGUCAAAGUCACGAAUCCUCCCUGUAUUCGUCGCCUGUGUAUCCGUGACCAGCUCUGCAGCAGCUAUAGUUGCAGGCGUCUACUCUUUCGAAGCGGGAAACAUUAUUGAACUUAACAACAAGAAGGUAUCCAUCUGCGUCGGGAUUUGGUGUGGUGCCUCUGCUCUGUGUGAUAUCAUCAUCGCUAUCUGUAUGACUUACUACCUUAUGCGCCGCAAUACUGGUUUCCGCCAGACCCAAAUUCUGAUCACAAAGCUAAUUCGUCUCACUAUUGAAACGGGAACUGUGACCGCUGUUUUCGCACUGCUCAACCUUAUCCUCUUCUUUGCAUUCCCUCAUCAGACUUUCUACACGCCACCCACCCUGCUCAUGCCCAAGUUGUAUGCUAAUACCAUUUAUAUGGUACUGAAUUCGCGAAUCCGAAUUAUGGGAGGACGGGAUACCUAUUUAACUUCCACUGAUAUAAUCAUCCCAACCGCUAUGAUACAGGAUACUAAUUCCCAAUCAACGCAGAGCACACGUCAAACGGAUGGGAUGCAAGAACACGCCCCAGCAUGCGCGAUAACUAAAGAGAUAUUCAACGAUGAUUCUGAGAUGGGUCGAAUGAAUCGAUAAACCGCAAGUCAAAGCGUUGGAUUGUAUGUAACUGUUAGCAGACUCCAGAGUACCUUUUUGAGCUCGCACUGCCCUAAUCUGUUUAUUGUCGUGCUGUUAUAAAUGUCGAUGCCAAUUCAAAUGUUACGACUUCGAUGUACUGGCGCAUCGCCCCACUAAUCAUAGUGGAAGUCCUGGGACGCGAGAUAGUCGAAUAACAGUGGGUACGCCGGCCCUCACCAAAAGUUUAUAUCC